Scleropages formosus (Asian bonytongue) is the source of this 7076-nucleotide messenger RNA. RefSeq names its product NAC alpha domain containing (gene nacad). Gene Ontology annotation, cellular component: nascent polypeptide-associated complex. Bases 443 to 6433 code for a protein of 1996 amino acids. NCBI's taxonomy places the organism in Eukaryota, Metazoa, Chordata, Actinopteri, Osteoglossiformes, Osteoglossidae. The record is from RefSeq and is a predicted model, not a curated record. The transcript has 9 exons.
CUCUCUCUCUCUCUCUCUCUCUCUCUCUCUCUCUCAAGCUCUGCAGUGCUGAUCAGCCUCAGCCAAUCAGCAUGGAGACCCGGCUACCCCCUGCUGACAUCGACGGCGGUGGCCCAAUUGCAGGCCGGCAGAUGGGGGGGUGUGUGGGGGAAUGGGGGGUGAUCAGACGGAGCGUUGCAGCCUGCGCUCAGAGUCGCCGCGGCCGCUGCAGCACCUUGGAGAGGGACGCGUACACUUGCACGGUGACCCGUGUACGCGCUCUCAAACUCCUACCCCCACCGAGACCCCCGUGAGCCGCGACCUCUACGUCAAGACGCUCCCCAGCCGCCGGCUCGGCCCCCCUCCCCGCUGCGGGAAGAGCCGGGGCGUCCUUCUUUGUCCUCGCGUGUGCCGUCCCCCUCCUUCACCUUGACGGUGCUCUGCAUCGCUGGCGCCAGGAGCCAUGCCGGGGGAGGCCGUCCGCCGGAUCGCACCCUCGCCCGAGCCGACGGAAGCGCGGCAAGAGGACGCGGGGGUCCCGGGCCCAGACCUGACCGGACAUGUUUCCAGCUCCUCCGCUUCCACCCCCAGCGACUGUGCCUCUACUCCAUCCCCCAGUACCCCACCGCAGCUCUCCCCAGAAUGCACUUCUCCGUUCGGUCCGCGGCUGCCCAAGGCCAAGCCAGGCAGCUCUGCGGUGCGGCCCCAGCCAGAGGGGGCGAGCAGCGACUGUAGUUUCGACGGCCGCCCCGGCACGGUCGGCCGACUCACGGGCAAGUUCGGCCGGGGUCCCUGCAAGCGCGGGCCAGUCAAGAUGGAGAGGAUCAAAGUGCUGACGGGCACCGAGGUGGAGAGUGACUUUAAGGAGCCGGAGGAAAUAGACACACGGGUCGUGAUGGGUCAGGAGACCCUUCUGAGGAACAUGGAGGUCCAAAGAAACCUGCUGGUGGGGAAAACAACAGGACAGGAAGUCCCCAGCCUGGGAUGUCAGGGUCUGGUGCUGCCCACAGCUCCAAAGGAGGAAUCGGCCGAGCCUCCUGAAAAGGAAAAGCUGGACACUGGCCAGGACUGUCCUUCUGACACCCAGAACGAGUCACUGACUCCUAAGACGGAGCCAGAAAAAGACUCUGCACAGCUUCUCACCUGUCCUGUCCUGGAGCCCAAAGUUACGGAUGCUGGAUUGACUGACAGUUGCGGCCCUCUUGAAGGAGAACGGGAGGAGGAGCUGUCACUAUCUCAGGGUGAAGUGCCUUCCUUGUCUUUCUCGGAGCCAUCCUGUGCGGUUGACCCCCUUCGAGUGGGAGUACCUUCAGGUCUGGACCCAGAUCUUUACUACACUGCCCCCUCCACCCCUAUUAAGAUGGCCUACUGCUCGCACCUUAAGCACCAGUGGUACCCAGGCUCACCUUGUUCUGGCCCUGGCUCCCCUACCGAUGAAUCCUCUGACCUUCCUGAGAGUGAAGGACUGUGUUCUCCCCCAACGUCCCCCUCAGGCUCCUAUAUCACAGCAGAGGGAGGCAGCUGGACCUCCUCCUACACAUCCAGCACUUCCCACUCCUGCUCUCCCAACCUCAUUGGGGAGGCAGAGCUGCAGGAGGCCCCCGCCUGCUACGUUGAGUCCCUCUCUGAGAUUGGGGACGAGCUCGGCGAGGAGAGAAACAGCAUGGACAAGGAAUCCUGUCUCGAUAAAGCCGACGGACCGGAAACACUGGAAAGCGGGAUCUUUGCCGAGGGAGGGGACGGAGUAACGAGGCAGAUGUGCCGGCCUCGGUGGGUAACCGAAGAUCUGUCUCCUCAGAAAAGCAGCAGUGGCAGGAGCACAUCUUCCCAGGAAGGGGGAGGAGAGUCUGAAGGAUCUCUGGAACCCUCAGAGGAGCACGAGUCCACAGCGCCGGCAGCAUUUGAGGAUCCAAAUCAGGGCCUAGAGCUGGACCUUAACGCCUGCAUUUCUGAGCAUUUUGCCGCAAUGGGUACCCCUGUAGAGGACAUCUCCCCAGAACUUGUGGCUUCUUUCCCUUUUGUUCACCGACAGACCACUGCAGCAGAUACCGGGAGUCUGACCCCAGCUACUUGCUCUUCUGAGGUCUCUGACACAGACAACAAUAGUCUCUACGGCGAGAUGGCUUCUUCCCCCCUGCUGUUCCCAGGCCCCUGCAGAGACGAUGGCCCAGGGGGAGACAUGAUGAUACCUGCUUCAAUGCUCCCCUUCCAUACGAGCCUCAUCUUCCAAGCUGACUCUAUGGAGAUAACUCUGUUCCCCACAGAGGAUGAACCUGGAAAUGAUGUAGAUGCUUAUGCAGCUGGGGAGGAGGAGGGGGAUGUGGAUGAAGAUGAAGAUGAAGAGGACGAGGACGAGGUGAACGAGGUAGACGAGGAGGAAGAAUUGGUGGAGGAGGAGUGUAAGGCUUUAGAAGAUCCAAAUGAGGAAGAUACGUCUGCAUCGUUCCUAAACUCCCUCUCAGAGAACUCCAUCAACGAGGGUGUGGACGAGUCCUUCGCUUUCCAGGAUGACACAGAAGAGUCCGUCGACUCUGCCUCCUACAACGGCGAGGAAGAUGACAGGCUGUACAGCACGGAGAAGCAUGCAGAACUUGCCCAGCAGUUCCCUGGUCCUAAUGAUCCACCUGGGUCUGCAGCCCCUUUGCAGCAGGACUCCUCUAACUGUGGGAGCGAGAGUGAAAUGGAGAUCUCCUCUGAGUCUUCAGAUGCAAACCAAGAGUCCAAGGACGGUCCAACAACAGGUAAUGCCAAUCCUGCAGAGUCAAACCCUCCCAUAGCAUCUCCCAGUAUUUACGUCCCACCAAACCAAAAGGAUGAGAAAGAGCUGUUUUGCCCAGAAGAGGGCCCUUCACCUCACAAAGUGACCUUGAAAGAUGAGACACCAAAAGGGAGUGCAGAAACAGCAGAUGGUUCUGCUCAGGAACUGGUUGAAGCACCUGUUAUACAAACUUUCGAAACAGAAGCCUCGCAGGCAGAAGAAUGUGGUGGAAAAGGAGAGAGUCUUGCUAGAGAACAGCCUUUGAUGCCGGACUCCAGUGACCUUAUCAAAGAGCUCUCCUCCUAUGUAGUCGGAGAAGCUCUUACAAGUAGAAGUGAGGAACUGAGUACAGAGGCUGAACUUGCUGAUCAAAAAAAUGGAAACAGUACAGAAUUUCCAGAAUCCACAGUAGAUCUGGGUGAGAUGGCCACCAAUGACUUGAAUAAAGGAGUUCCAGUGCUAUCACAUCCCAAAGAUGACUGCAGCCCCAGCAACAUACCCGUGUCUACAAGUCCCGAGGUUUCCUCCGAAGUCCCCGACAACCUGGCUUUCGCGACGGCAGACAUCUCGACCUCAGAGUCCUCUUUAAAUCAGGACAACUUGGCAGAGAAUCAGCCGUGUACCGAUGACAUCAGUGCAAAUCCCCUUAACGUGACCUGCACCACCUACAGCAUGUUAGCCAUUUCGCCAAAGAAAGAGAACUCUGAGGCCAGCGUUUCACAAAAGGACGCAUCCGCUGAAGUCUGGGAGGCUGAGGUGCCACUCUCCCUUGGAGAGUGCUGUGACUACGAAGCAGAGAGCCUCCUGAUGUAUGAGGUGUCCCAGCCUACAUGCGCCGAGCCUGUUUUCACUUCCAACAUUAGUCCAGGUGAUGCGGCGUUUGCAGACCAAGAGGAUAACAACAGCAUCAGUGAUGUGCAAGUGGAAGCAGAAGAUGCAGACGGUGGCUUGCUGGAGUCUAAUUUGUCAAACUGGAAAUCCAUGGAGGAGAUUUCAGAGGCUGGUGGAGGUGAGGAUGGAAGCAUGCAUUUUCCAGAGGAUGAGGAUAGCAACCUUCAAAACCAGGAGAGCAGCAUCCCGAUGCACCAUCCCGUGGUUGCCGAGGAAACUAGCACACCGAAUGACCCAGAAAGUGACAGCUUGCUGUUUUUACCCACAGAGCCACCAAAAUGUCUGCAAUUCAACAUCCUUUCAGAGGAGGAAAAUGAAGACUUCAAAAAUCUGACUCCAGCUGGUGAACAGGAUAACGUAAACAUCCGAAAGGAGUCUUUAUCAAACAUAUCUGUUGUGGAAGCUGCACCUCAGCCGGAGACGACUGUUACGGCACCUGACACGGAGCCCUCGCAAGUUGAAGGUAACAUUGAGGAAGAAAACAGAGUGCAGCAAACAAGUCCAGCAGAUGUCAAAAUGACCUUCCAAUAUCAACAUCAACAUCAUUUUCCAGAAGAUGGUGACGGUAGACUAUCAGAAGUUGAAACCAGAACGGAUGCUAUUGACAAAUCAGAUGGCUCCGCUGUUGCAGCAGAAAAGAAACCUACACCUGUCCAAGAAACCGUCUGCAAAAUGGAAAAUGGCGCCAAUGGUAACGUAAGAUCAUUGGAACAUGAGCCUGCAUUGACAUUACUGGGUGGAUCUUUUGGCACAUUUAAUCCCAGGAAAAGAGCAAACUUCUCUAAAAUACAGAAGGAAUCAGCAAGUGUUCUAGCUGCAGUGAAGAAGGACGUGGUGGAAAAGUUUAUGGGCCAAGAAGGUCUUCAGGAAGCCAACCAUUCAAGGAGUGAAGCCAUAGAGGCUAGUGUUAGCAAUGAGCUACAAAGUGAAGUUCAGGAAAAUCAGACAAAUGACCAACAUGUCAGUGUACCAAAGACUGAAAGUGCAUAUGAGAAAAAACUGAGCCCAGAGAGUGAGUGCGAUGUCCUUGAAGCUAAAGAUAAUGAUGUAAAAACACUUCUUCUGGGCAGCGGUGAAGAACAUUUGUCUUUGCCAGGGGAAGGUCAUGUGCAGGCAAAUAUUUGUGUUGAGAAACCGCCUGAAAAAACAGUUGUCCCUGUAGAUAAGGGGGAAGCCAAGGCCGAGGACACACCUAGAAUGCUACAUGAGCUUCAGAAGUUAGAUGGUCCAGCAGUGAAUAGUGCUGACUUUGAAGAGAAGGAAAAGGAAGCCGCUGUGUUUUGUAAAAGCUCAUCGCCCUCUGGUUCCGCUGAAACUCGAGGCAAAACAGACCUUACUGGCCUGGAGGAGUCACGGGAAGAGGUAACUCCUCUUGACGACACCCGUCAAAAGGAACCAGUGGAGGUGAGCGUGGAGUCCAUGAACGAGGCCAUCAUCGAGAGCCUUGGGAAACAGCGGAACCCUCAGCUGCAAGCAAGUGAAAAACACGUGCCUCAAGAAGCAGAGCAAGUGCAAAAUGAGGACAAAGACGGCGGUGUCCACAUUUCGGAGUGCUCUGCCCGCCAGGUGGAAGAGAAGCAUUUAUUGCCAGAGGAUGUGGAGCCGGACAGCAGCGACAUACAGGGGGCACGACCGGUUGGAAGCACAAAAGACAUCAAUGACAAUAACAUUUAUGGUAGCCCCACCCCCUCAGCAGAGGACGACAGACCCCCCGUCCUUGGUAGCUCCGUGAGCGUAUCAGACGAGGAACUUCCCACCCCCAUCCAAGAGUCCCAGAGCGAGCUUGUCCAUCCGCCUCUGCAGUCUCACCUCCCCACACCCCACCUCCAUUCACACCCCGACUUCUUCUGCCCCGAGUUUCCAGCGCCCCUGGCCAGUCCGUCCGGGAGAAGCACGUCUCCCUCGGCUCGGUCAACUUCGGUACCUGUCCAGGACACCCGCCAACAGGUGGAGCAGCAGUCUCCACGCUCGCCAGUUCUGCAGCAUUCGCCGACCCUGCUGAGAGGCGGAGCAGAGCUGGAGGACUGCUGUCCGGCAUCACGCAGAGAGCGCCCCCCGAGGGGCUCUUCGCACAGCAAGUCGAGCUCGUCCAGCGACAGGGAGCUUCCGUCCUCCCCCAAGCCCGUCAGCCCUGCCCCCUGUAGCGCUGAGCCGCACCCCCCGGAGAGGCUGGCCAAUCGUCUCACUCGCUGUCCCAUGACUUACAGUCCCAAAGUGGGGUCCUGUAACGAGUCAGACAGCGAUGGCUCCGUACCUGAGCUGGAAGAGCCAGAUGGCCCCCUGCUGAGAACCCCGGACACCCAGUCUCAGCUUUCUCACACAGCGCCCUCUGCUGACGACUCCAUGAAUAAGGCCAAGCAGAGCCGCAGCGAGAAGAAGGCGCGGAAGGCCAUGUCCAAACUGGGGUUAAGACAGAUCCAUGGCGUGACGCGCAUCACCAUCCGCAAGUCCAAAAACAUCCUGUUCGUCAUCACCCGUCCCGACGUGUUCAAGAGCCCCGCCUCAGACAUCUACAUCGUUUUUGGGGAGGCCAAGAUCGAAGACCUAUCCCAGCAGGUGCACAAAGCCGCCGCAGAAAAGUUCAAGGUGCCCCUGGAGCCGUCGGCCCUGGUCCCGGAGAGCACACCGAGCCUGAGCAUCAAGGAGGAAAGCGAGGAGGAAGAGGAGGUGGAUGAGUCCGGCCUGGAGCUGAGAGACAUUGAGCUGGUCAUGGCUCAAGCGAACGUCUCCAGAGGGAAAGCCGUGCGGGCGCUGAGGCACAACAAGAACGACAUCGUCAACGCCAUCAUGGAGCUGACCAUGUGAGAGGAUGGGGGUUAUGCCUGUUUCUUGCACACACACUCACUCUGCGUGGCCCCCUGACCCCCCCAACCCCCCACCCAUGGCUCAUGCACACUAUAGACCCCCCUGUAUUGCUGCUAUGUUGCUUUCCCUUGUUCCUGCCGAAUAAAGAGUCCACAGUAACCGGAGCGGCUCCUCGCACUGUGUGGGUACGCGGCCCUUCACCGUCGACGUGUUUGACACACCAUCACACGGCUGUACGCAGGACAGGAUGGAGGCAGUGGCGCCCCCCAUAGGUCAAACUCUCUUUUUACAGCAUAGUUAUCAUAUAUUAAUGGUAUAAUACAGCCUGAUCGCCACUGCUGACACACGCUUUCCACGGACAUAUGCGUUGUAGUAAAAUUCAUAGAUCAGCUUGGACUUCACGAUGCCAUGACUUUCUCCUGUACAAUAAAUGAGUCCUAAUGCCGCUCCCACAAAACCCGAAUACAAGAUAUUUCACGAGUUCUUUUUAAAACCACUGUUUGUUCCGUAUUUUAUGUUAAAAAUUAACAUGUUGUAAAAAAAUGAGGUAUAUUAUGCUGCAUCAGGUACCUCAUGCCCAGGAUGUUUAAAUGCCCGGGUGGUGUAGUGGUCAGAGCUGCUGCCUUUGAGCUAAAGGACCGUG